Cylicocyclus nassatus is the source of this 489-nucleotide messenger RNA. The record is from the annotation of a GenBank genome assembly. Lineage: Eukaryota; Metazoa; Nematoda; Chromadorea; Rhabditida; Strongylidae.
AUGUCCUCCAUUGAUGUAGCCGGUGCUGUCCGUAACAUGCUGUUUGGAGACAGUAACAUCAGCUCUGAGUUGUCCCUUGCUAUGGCAUCAUUAGCCUCCGCUGUGGACCGACUCAAAAAUCAGCAAAAUCGACUGAAGGAGCAGCAUGAUGCCACUACCAAAGAAUUGGAUUUGGUCAGGCGGAUGUCCAGAACCAACUGGUUGCUGGUUGUCAAUCUCCCACGACCCUUUGGUGUGUCAAAAGGUCAGGCGCUGCAGCUUCUUUUCGACAAUUUAAGUUAUGCCAAACCUCUAUUUGACGCCGAGAGGGAUUUAUUGGCCGCUGAGAUUUUGUGCGUGAACAGAAAUGGCGCCUCCUGCAACAUGGCUUUCUUCGUGGCCCAGCGCCACUACGAUCAUAUCAUGGGUGCUGAAUUCCAGAAAACAUUGGUAGCCAGCAAACAGAAGGUUCCCAGAGGUACGUUGAUCCUACUGACCAUGGGUAAAUAA